Durio zibethinus is the source of this 2600-nucleotide messenger RNA. Lineage: Eukaryota; Viridiplantae; Streptophyta; Magnoliopsida; Malvales; Malvaceae. The record is from RefSeq and is a predicted model, not a curated record.
UCAUGUCAUUUUCAUUUCCUUGUAUAUCUAAAACCAAAAGCGUGACUGCCGGGUCUUAAACUUCCCUUAUAUAUUUACCAAGUUCAAUUACCAUCACAAAUUUGUGACUGAGAUCGAGCUAGAGCAAUCCUUGUUUUCAUAGUUUUCAAGUUUUGGUUACUGCAAUUCCCUGCACUGAGACCUGACCAUUUUCUUCAGUUUAUCUCUUUCAGCUUUUUCUCAUGGUUUGUUUUCUCAGAAUCAAUAAAUUGUGCAUUUAAACGCAUUUGAUAUGGACCAAUGUUUUUUUUUUAGUUUUGUUUCUCAGGUUAUAAGUAUCAUCUCAUUUCUGAUUUAUGAUUCAGGUUGCAGAAAUUAUUGAAGGUUCUGCUAUAAUGGAGAAGUUCAAUGGCAAAGUGUCUCAGCUUAGUGUGAAGCUAGGAGAGCCAACCCUGGUUUGUCCAGCUGAAGAGACAGAAAAGGGUCUAUACUUUCUCUCUAAUCUCGACCAAAACAUUGCAGUCAUUGUUCGCACCAUAUAUUGCUUUAAGUCAGAUGAGAAAGGGAAUAAAAAUGCUGGUGAAGUGAUCAAGGAUGCAUUACGAAAGGUUCUUGUUCAUUACUAUCCCCUUGCUGGGCGGCUAACAAUCAGCUCAGAGGGUAAACUAAUUGUGGACUGCACCGGGCAAGGAGCUGUGUUUGUUGAAGCUGAAUCAAACUGUAAGAUGGAGGAGAUUGGAGACAUAACAAAGCCUGAUCCUGAGACUCUUGGGAAGUUGGUUUAUAACAUUCCUGGUGCAAAAAACAUACUAGAGAUGCCACCUCUAGUGGCUCAGGUGACUAAAUUCCAAUGCGGAGGAUUUGUCCUUGGCCUGUGCAUGAACCAUUGCAUGUUUGACGGCAUUGGUGCUAUGGAAUUUGUCAACUCUUGGGGUGAAACAGCCCGAGGUUUGCCACUAACCAUCCCUCCAUUCCCGGACAGAGCCAUUCUGAAAGCCCGAAGCCCACCUAAGAUACAGUAUCUGCAUCAGGAAUUUGCUGAGAUAGAGGAUAAGUCCAGCACCGGUGAUCUCUACAAAGAUGAACUGCUCUACAGAUCUUUCUGUUUUGGGCCUGAGAAGCUUGAAAAACUAAAGAAAAACGCUAUGGAAGAUGGGGUUCUUGAAAAAUGUACUACUUUUGAAGCUCUUUCAGCAUUCGUGUGGAGGGCUCGGACCAAGGCACUUAACAUGCUGUCCGACCAACAAACAAAGCUUCUCUUUGCCGUUGAUGGCAGGCCUAAAUUCAAUCCACCUCUACCAAAAGGCUACUUAGGAAAUGGCAUUGUAUUAACAAAUUCCAUAUGCCAAGCAGGUGAGCUAUUGGACAAGCCAUUUUCACAUGCCGUGGGCCUUAUUCAGGAAUCAAUUAACAUGGUUACAGAUGGUUACAUGAGAUCAGCCAUAGAUUACUUUGAGGUGACCAGAGCUAGGCCAUCUUUAUCAUCCACUCUGCUGAUCACUACAUGGUCUAGGCUAUCUUUCCACACUACAGAUUUCGGAUGGGGAGAGCCUGUUCUAUCAGGGCCAGUUGCAUUGCCAGAGAAGGAAGUGAUCUUGUUCCUAUCCCAUGGCAAAGAGAGGAAAAGCAUAAAUGUUCUUUUAGGGUUGCCAACUUCUGCUAUGAAGGUCUUCCAAGAACAGAUGCAGAUUUAGACAACAAGAAAUAUUUGCAGAAUGUUGUUAUACACUUAUACUCCAUCUUCUAGUUCACUGUUCUAAUUCAUUUCUCUUUGUGGUAUAUUACUACGUUUCGUCUAUAGACUUGCAGCUGAUCAGCAAAAGAAAAAUUAUGCAUGAUCAAGUACCAAGUAAAGUUGGCACAGGGUAAAAGGGACAUCAAAGGUCAAAAUUCUGUGCUUUGUGGCGUGGUUUUUCGUUCUUACUUUAAUGUGGAAUUUAUAUAUUGAGAGCUGGAGGCACAUCAAUUUGAGCUUGUAUUGCCCAGAAAUUAUGCGUCUUUGAUUUAAAAUUUAAUGUUUUGUACUCAUCAUAUUUCAUUCUUUAUUCAAAAGUACAAGUCUUUACCUGCAUAUUUAUAUAUCCUGAAUAGCCUGCUGAAGAAGCACAAUGUAGAUUAAAUGGUUGAGGAUGGAAAAGGUCCACCCUCUAUUAUACAAAAACAAGGCAAAUGGAGAGAAACAAAUUAUAAGACAGAAACCGAAGUUAGUUCAGCUAAAAAAGGAGAAAGAUGGUUCAUAUGCCUCCCAAAUGAAUUAUUUCUGAUUUCUUUUUUUGUUUUUCAUAAGCUCAGAAACACCACCAAAACCAAAGCAAAUGUGGGGUUCAGGAGAGUCCAUUAUGAAAUAUUAGUUAGACUAUUUCUAUCAUGUCAGUCUGCUAUAACAAACAGUCUAUACUAGGGGAAGUAUAUAGAUGUUAAACACUGGUAACUGCUAAGUCUAAGGCUAUCUUUUUACACUGGUACAGGUUUGGUCGGGGAGAUGAAACCCAAAGAUAUUUUAACAGCCCUUACAUUCAUAGAGAAGCAAUAUGAGUUUGCCUAUCUUCUGGUAUGAAAAUUUGCCAAGAACAAUUGAUAAUAACGUAAUAAGAGCCACUUUGAAGGCAUGCAAACACAAU